Molecule: messenger RNA, 1734 nt
Organism: Neurospora tetrasperma FGSC 2508
Lineage: Eukaryota; Fungi; Ascomycota; Sordariomycetes; Sordariales; Sordariaceae
Exons: 2
Coding region: 1-1734 (577 amino acids)
Cellular component (GO): nucleus
Molecular function (GO): DNA binding
Source: RefSeq, a predicted model, not a curated record
AUGCACGAUCAAAUCAUUGGCACGAUAGGCAUGGACCAAGGCAGUCACAUCGCUCAUGACAACAACACAUAUGGAAACAACAAUUGGGUGGAUAUGAACCCAUUCCACCACCAGACCACCAUGCCGGACUACGGCGGCAGCUACGGUGGUUAUAUGCCACCGAUCUCUCAUGGGCUGCCCUCCGAGUCACUAGGCAGGAUGCCUCCUCCCCCGCCUCCUCAGCAUCAUGUACCUCAACCUCAUCAACAUUCUCACCCUCCUCUUCCAAUGUUGAUGAUGCCCCAAACGACGACGACUUGGCCGAGCAUGUUGACGAAUCCAACAUACGGUUCACACCCUGUCCCGCCCGUCGCCAUCCCCCCGGUAACAACACCGCUCAAGAACUCCAAACUGCCAGCUAUCCAGACAACAUCACAGCCCAGGAAAACACUCACCGACGAGGACCGUCGGCGUAUGUGUCAGUAUGCUAUGGAUCAUCCGACGGCCAAGCAAACGGAUAUCGGAGCUCAGUUCGGUGUUGAGAGAAGCACCGUGUCCAAGGUACUGCGCCACAGGGAUAAGUAUCUGAAUCUCGAGGACCGCAGCAGUUCUCCGAUUAAGCGUAACAAAGUCAAGGGCGCGGAUGUCGAAAAGGCUCUGACCAACUUUUUCCGAAAGUCUCAGGGCAAAGGCGUUCCAGUAACUGCCGAACUGAUCAAAGAGAAGGCGCACUUGUUUGCAAGUACCAUGGGUGUCACGGAAGAUGAUUUUCUCAAGUCCGGAAGCACAGCAUGGCUGGACAAGUUCAUGCUUAAACACAACAUUGGGCCGAAUAGGCUACUUCGUCGUGCCUCCGAAGCCAACAUCAGUAGCAGCAUGCGAGGAUCGCCCUCCUUGAGCACAUCACAACCGUCAAGUGCCAUUUCCCCCCUCUCCCCUUCGGGACACACGUCUCCAUCUACACUAUCGGCGAAUAGAAGCGAAGGGGAGAAGGAUAACAUGGCGACCUACAUGGACUAUCCAACUGAAAGCAGCUACAAGCACUCGGGCUCACACAGCACAACCUCGUUACAUAGCGCAUUUACUGACGCGGGAACUUCAACGUUCUCUGGGAGCACCCUUAGCCCAACAGCAUCGUUCAGUUUUUCGCCUGAUCCUAAUGCCGGAGCAUUUAUUACAGCAGAUCAAGCCAGGCAGCUCCCGCCGGGAAGCGGUGUCGGGUCCAACUUCCAAAGACCAAGAAGCCAGACAUUCCCAACCUUGGACCUCGAAUACCUAAAUCAACAAGAAUCAGGGGACUCGUUGACGCCAAAGUAUCAUGUGUCGCCCACGGGACCUUCUUCGGCCCUUGAGUCGCCUGCCAAUGAAGUAGGCGCCUCGCACUUUGGCAUGGAUCACAUAAUCACCUCACCACGACUCCGUCACAGUAGCAGCAGUGGAAGUCUCGCUGGACGGUCGAUCGCUACACCGCUUAGCGCAAACCCUACGUCUCCGAUUUCUCCUACUCAGGAGGACGCAAGAAGGGCUGCAGACACCCUGCUUUCAUUCAUGCAGCAUUCAGGUGGAUUUGUGGACCACGAUGAAUACAUGACUGUUGUUAAACUCACCGAGAAACUGCGGCUUCACCAGGCACAACUUGCCAAGAACACAGCAGUGGGAAUGGGUGGGCUUUCUCGGAUACCAGAGGGCGAUAGUGAGAUGCAGAACGCCGAAGCAGCUUCGAUACCCAAAGUGGAACAGGCCAUGGGGACGUAA